This is a messenger RNA of Ixodes scapularis (black-legged tick), 1155 nucleotides long. RefSeq lists its product as uncharacterized. The record is from RefSeq and is a predicted model, not a curated record. The transcript has 4 exons. The coding region runs from base 1 to 1155 and encodes 384 amino acids. NCBI's taxonomy places the organism in Eukaryota, Metazoa, Arthropoda, Arachnida, Ixodida, Ixodidae.
AUGGCUGUGGUAGACAGCAAGUACAAGUUUGUGCUUAUUGACGUCGGUGCAGAGGGACGACAAAGUGAUGGCGGCAUUUUCAAGGCCUCCGAGAUUGGUCAGGGCCUAGAUCAAGGCACACUCAACCUGCCGAAGCUGGGAGUGCUCCCAGGGUGUCAAAAGCCACGCCUGGCACCUUACGCAUUUGUGGGCGACGAGGCGUUUCAGCUUCGCACCGACUUUCUCCGCCCAUAUCCGGCGAAAGGUCUUGCUGAUGAGAGGAGGGCCUGCAACUACAGACUCAGUCGAGCUCGAAGGUGUGUGGAGAAUGCCUUUGGGAUCAUGUCCGCCCGGUGGAGAAUUCUCCUCCGGACAAUCAACCUCCUGCCAGAGAACGUCGAUUACGUCAUCAAGUCCUGCGGUGUCCUGCACAACUUUCUCUUGGUACACAGCGAACACCCAGCAGCCUAUGCUGAUCAGGACGACAACAUGGGAAACCCCACGGCAGGAGGGUGGCGCCGCGAGAUCCCAGACUCAGCGAGGGAAUUGCUGUUUCCGCUGGAGGCCACACGUGCACGGAACUUUGGCGAUGAUGCAGACUUCGCCAGGAAGAUGUACAUGUAUUAUUUCUGUAGUCCUGCUGGGGAGGUUUCCUGGCAGUGGGACCAGCCUGGCGUGAACAAACAGGUUGCACGAAGAAACCUGCGAAAGCUCGGAGUCCAUGUGAACCUCAUGGUAUCUCGCACGAAAUACAUCUGUUCGAAGUGCGGCCACGACAUCGGGUCUUCGACGUCGUCGGCGCCGGCACCGCUCGUCCUGGUUUUCUUCAUGUCGCGCAGCAAGCGCACCAGCUUGUCCCGGAGAGAUCUCCAACGUUUCUGGACUUUGUCCACUAAAAUAAAAAGAAGACUAAGAUUGAGGUGGGCACUUUCGUUGGUGAAAGUGAAAUGCCUACAGAAAGUUUUCUUUACCUUGGUCACCAGGAAGGCUGCGGAUGAUACGGAGCCGCCCGAGCCUGAAAUGAAUCCCGUGCAGUUCUGUUUCCUUCACAAAUUGACGACAAAGGAAACACGAGCCGCGGUCGCUUACGAGGACCCGAGGGACUCCGUGUCGAAGAAUAACUUGUCGCAGGAAUUGAACAACAUGACCGACCGCGGUAUUUGGAACUGGUCGUAG